Molecule: messenger RNA, 3301 nt
Organism: Antechinus flavipes (yellow-footed antechinus)
Lineage: Eukaryota; Metazoa; Chordata; Mammalia; Dasyuromorphia; Dasyuridae
Gene: SLF2
Product: SMC5-SMC6 complex localization factor 2
Exons: 20
Coding region: 200-3016 (938 amino acids)
Biological process (GO): protein localization to site of double-strand break; positive regulation of double-strand break repair; DNA damage response
Cellular component (GO): nucleus; site of double-strand break
Source: RefSeq, a predicted model, not a curated record
ACACCAAUCCCGACGGCAAAGCCCGCCCCCUUCUGGUGGCUUGGUUUCUUCCCGCCAGCCCCCGCACCACUCCCUAGUAGAUAACCGUAGUUAAGAGAGAAGGGGCGUGAAAGUCCCUCCGCAACCGCCCCAACAGCCCAGUGGCCACCCCGCGGCACGACUGCGCCCUGAAACGGACCCCCAGCGCAGCUGAGGGGACAUGAAGCUGGGCGGCGAACCUACUCGGCCCUCCCCCAACUCUUCCCCAGCCCGAGUGCGGCGCUGCCUCCUGAGGCCCAAUGCGGCCCAGCCUGGUUCGGGGAGGUGCGAGGAGAACCGCGGUGACAGAAAUCAAUCAAUUACAGAUUUCUUCAAACCAGUCCCAAAGCAAGAUAAACUUGAGUUGAACUCAUCACAAAGCACAAAUUAUAAAUGUGAAAAAGAUAGAUUAUUACACACCGAUAUAAGGCAAUUUGAAAGAAAAAUAUCUUCAACAAAAAAUCUGUGUAUAAAGAUGCCAUCUACACCACCAAACAAGAAUCCUAUUGCAGAAACUUUCAUGAAAGGAUUGAAAGAGAAAAAAGGCAAAAGAGAUGUACCUGAAGGAAAUGGUCCUUUUCUGGUGCAGAAAACCCUGUCUUUAGUAGUUGAAAAACCCAUUAUUUCUACUUCACAUCAUUGCUUGUCGAGGAAUAAAAGGAAGGACCCAAGGAAGCAAGAAAGCUCUCCAAUCAAAAUGUCAUCAUGUCAUCGUGGAAAUAGGAGGGAGAAGGCAAAUAAGUGCACAGAUCAAAACAAGACAAUUACAGAUGCCAAACACUUGGUCUCAUCACCAGAACCUGAGAUUUUGGAAAGCAAUUCCAGCAAAAUUGGUGGUAGAAAUGACAUACCCAGGUGCCAACAAUCAGAAUGUUCUGUGGAAGUGCAACAGGAAACAGAAAAUGAAGACUGUUUAAGAAAAAGAUUACAUUCUAAUUCACUGGACACUUCAGGUGCUGAUUCUUCUGGGAUAUCAAAUGCCAAAACAUGCAUUAUUUCAUUUUCUAAAAAAGAGAGAGUGGUCACCUUACCUAAAGCACCUGUGUCACCCAGGAUCAAGAAACGAAGGAAGAGGAAUUUCAAAGAUGUUACUAAUACAUCUUCAGUGAAAACACCUAGUAAAUCUUGGCCUUUUCAAACCAGUAGUAUUACUAAGGGUUCUUCAGCUGUACUUGGAGGAGAUGUUUUGUGCAGCCCAAACAUUCCAAGGCUUUCACAUGAAAAUUUAGAAAAUUCCAGUUUCACUAGUAGCUUUCUAGGAAAAAAACAAGAUGUUGAUUUUGAUAGUGAUGAGGAAAGUUUAGAUUGCAAACUGGAAAGUGACGAGGAGGAAGAUGAUGUAUUAAAGCCACUUCAACAAUUGAUGUCUUUGAAUUCUAGUCAACCUGCAUCUCCAGAAGAACCUUUUGUUCUUUCAGAAAAGCCUAGAGCAUUAUCAUCAGACAAUUCAAUAAGCAUUCGUUACCAGUGUUUUGAGAACCCCUUAGAGCACAUAAUAAAGGAGAACGAAAAUCCUCCAAGGUCAGAUGAAUGGGAAAAAGAGCUAAAGGACGAUAUAGUGAAAGGUCAGGGAAUAAAAACCCUAAUUGAGAUAGAAGAGUCAGAAAAUACAGAUGACAGUGGAGAACUCCAAGAAGAGCAUAGGGAGUUUAUAAGGAAAUUCUUCAUUGCUCUUGAUACUAUUCCUGAUUGUCAUCCUGGUGAAGAAAUAUUUCACUUUUUUGAUUUUGGAAAAAUUUUCACUCAAUAUACACUGGACUUAAGGGACUAUAAUUUUGUUCCAAAGAAUGCUAUUGAAGAUCUUAUCCUUAAAUCAGGAAAAGCACAGCAAAUUUUUUUAACAACACAAGGAUAUCUCAGCACUGCCUAUCACUACAUCCAGUGUCCUAUACCUGUGUUAAAGUGGCUGUUUCAGAUGAUGUCUGUUCACACAGAUUGUAUCGUUUCUAUACAACUUUUGAAUACAUUAAUAAACAUAACAAUUAGAAACGAUACCACCAGUGGCUCAUCAAGUUGGCCUUGGAUUCCAUCACUAUCUGAUAUAGCAACUGUGUUUGUCAACAUGGGAGUUAGUUUUAAGUGUUUAUUUCCUGUGCAAAAUCUUCAGCCUGUCUUUAAUGAAGAUAUUUUUAAUUUUAAGGUACAACACAUAUCUGAAGAAAGAAAAAGUGAAGAUUCUGUAGCAGAAACUGUUGUUUCAUGUCUUCCAGAAACUAACAUUUUAAAUGUAGUUAAGUUUAUAGGCUUGUGUACAGCUGUAUACCCAGAAGGUUACACAGAUCAAGAAAUAAUCUUGCUGCUUUUAAUGUUCUUGAAAAUGAGUUUGGAAAAGCACCUGAAACAAAUUGCACUAGUGGAUUUUCAGAGUCUCCUCAUAAACCUGUUGAAAAACAUUAGAGAUUGGGACACAAAGAUGCCUGAACUCUGUAUGGCUAUAAGUGAGCUGUCCACUCAUCAUCACAAUCUUCUGUGGUUGGUACAGUUUGUCCCUAACUGGACAGUACGUGGAAGGCAGGUGAGACAGCAUCUCAGCCUAGUGAUUAUUGCUAAAUUUCUGGACAAGAAACCUGAAGAUAUUCCAAGUACCAGUGAUUUGCAGAUGUCUCUCCUUUGUCAGUACCUAAUGCAAAUGAAGCCUUCUGAUAUGUUAAGGAAAAUGAUAGCAAAGAAAAGAGGUGAAGAAGAGGGUAACAUUACCAAAAACUGCUUAAAUAUAGAUCUUGAGCAACAGGUAUAUUACUUGACUUAUGUGCUUCUGCACUUAGUCAAUGAAGUCAGUGCCUAUUCUUUCCCUUUUCAACGAAGGAAAUAUUUGCUACAACUCUGUGGUUCUCUGGAGAAGCAUAUAAAGUGUUAUAUCAAAGAAGAUGCAAGGUUUUUUCAUAGGACAAAGGUAGUAGAUUUAGUUGCCAUCAUACAUGGAAAAUGGCAAGACAUGAUCCAUAAUUCUCAGCCUAUUCAGGGAAAACUGCAUGACUUCUGGGUACCAGAUUCAUAAUUGAAAUAGCUAAAAUGUUGACCCAAGAGAAAUUGAACAGGACAAGAACCUUUCCUGAAAAUGUGGAAAAUGUAGAUUAUAGACUUAUAGAAACAUUUGCAUGGGGAGACAGACAAGUAAUGUGCCAUUUGUAUCUGGACUCUACAAGAGAAUGUAAAUUAUGAGCCUUAAAUGGGGAUUGUCUGAUCCCUUUACAGGAGAUACUAAAACUAGGACUUGGUUCCCACAAAUCUGAUAUUAUAGUGUGUUAUGUAUGAAUGUACUUUAAAAAUUUUUUUCAUCAAA